Molecule: messenger RNA, 1233 nt
Organism: Colletotrichum destructivum
Lineage: Eukaryota; Fungi; Ascomycota; Sordariomycetes; Glomerellales; Glomerellaceae
Product: Putative FAD-binding domain, FAD/NAD(P)-binding domain superfamily
Exons: 3
Coding region: 1-1233 (410 amino acids)
Molecular function (GO): FAD binding; monooxygenase activity
Source: RefSeq, a predicted model, not a curated record
AUGGCCAGCAACGAAAGCAACAAGCUCCGCAUCAUCGUCGUCGGCGGCGGCAUCGCAGGCCUCGCCGCCGCCGCCGUACUCCGUCAGCGGCACGAGGUGCUUGUAUACGAGCGCGAUCCCGCCUCGGCGCCUGAGCGCGGCGCGGGCCUCGGCAUCGGCCCCAACGGCAGCAGGAUGCUCAAAAAGGCGUUCUACUUCCGCCCGGAGCACGUGAAAGCCACGGUGUGCGCAGGGUCCAGGACGUACGAUAAGGAGGGCAACCUGGUGCGGGAGAUGACGGGCGUGACUGAGCCGUUCGGUGGCGAGUGGCUUCUGAUGCAUCGGACGGACCUGAGGAACGAGUUGCUGAGGCUCGCGACGGGGGACGCGGCGAAGCUGGGGAUUUCCGGGCCGCCGGCGACCGUCGUGAACGGCGUCGAGGUAACGGGGAUCGACGUCGAAGAGGGGAUGGUGAGGUUGGAUAACGGGGACGAGGUUUUCGCGGAUGUCAUUGUCGGAGCUGACGGCAUCCACUCCCUCGUCCGGCAGGCCAUUGUGGGCGAGCCCUCUCAUUUUCUCUCGACUGGCGUCUCGCUCUACCGGUUCACGUUCCCGCUCACCAGAGCUCAUGAGAUUCUCAAGGGGUACCCGGCGGCGAUAGAUCCGUCCAACGGCUGCUUCUUCAACGUGAUGACGGCGGACGACGAUACGAACCGCAACAUUAUCUUCUACUCCUGCCGGGACCUCGCCACACUCAACGUCGUCGCGCGGGUGCCGGACUCGAUGCUGUCGGUCGAGAGCAUGACAUCCUGGAACGCGGAGGCGAACCCGGAGGAGAUGCUCGACCACUUUUUCGACUUUGCACCGUGGAUCCUGGACAUAAUGAAACACGUCGAAGACGUCCACCUCUACAAGGUCAAGGACACAUCUCCGCUGCCGACGUACACGCGCGGGCGCGCCCUGGUGGUCGGCGACGCGGCGCACCCGAUGACGCCGUUCCAGGGUCAGGGCGCGACGCAGGCGAUCGAGGACGCCGAGGGCCUGCGGUUGCUCCUCCACGACGGCGUCGACAGCGAAAACGUCGACAACGUCGACCGCGCGCUGCGGACGUGGGACUCGGUGCGGCGGCCGCGGGCGGCGCAGGUGCAGCAGAACUCGCGGCACGUCACCGACAUGUCGGCACAGGCGCAGCUGGACCGGAUGAGGCUAAACUGGACGUACGGAGGGAUCCACGCGGCGUUGCGGAACCGGUGA